GUAUUUACUCUGCAGAAUAUUGGUACUGUCUGUCCUAUUAUCAUAGCAAAAAAGGGAGAGAAAAACUAGACUACAGCCUGGACUUAAUUUAAGAGGGGAUUGGGCUUAAUGUUUGUUGUGGCAAGCAGACGGGUUAAUUUAUGUCUGAAGAGAAUAUCCAUGAUGGCAGCAAUGUGGCCUUAAGAAGCUCAGAGACAACCUGAAGCAAACAUCUCAACUCUGACUUCAGUUUGGGCACCAAAUUCCAGGUUUGCCAUAUGUGUCAUUGUCUCAGCAGAUGGCACCACCUAGUCCAAAUAACAGUACCCCUAACAGUAACAGUGGGAGCAAUGGAAAUGACCAGCUGAGCAAAACCAACCUGUACAUCCGGGGAUUGCAACCAGGCACUACUGACCAGGACCUUGUCAAGUUGUGUCAGUCAUAUGGCAAGAUUGUCUCCACUAAAGCCAUCCUGGAUAAGACUACAAACAAAUGCAAAGGCUAUGGCUUUGUGGACUUUGACAGUCCUUCAGCUGCACAGAAAGCUGUAACAGCCCUGAAAGCCAGUGGUGUACAGGCACAGAUGGCAAAGCAACAGGAGCAGGACCCCACAAAUUUAUACAUAUCAAACCUCCCACUGUCAAUGGAUGAGCAAGAACUGGAGGGAAUGUUGAAGCCCUUUGGCCAGGUUAUCUCCACUCGAAUCCUUCGAGACACCAGUGGGACGAGCAGAGGGGUUGGCUUUGCAAGGAUGGAGUCCACAGAGAAGUGUGAAGCCAUCAUCACCCACUUUAAUGGAAAAUAUAUUAAGACACCCCCUGGAGUACCAGCCCCAUCUGAUCCAUUGCUUUGCAAAUUUGCUGAUGGUGGUCCAAAGAAGCGACAGAACCAAGGAAAAUUUGUGCAAAAUGGACGGGCUUGGCCAAGGAAUGGAGACAUGGGUGGUAUGGCCUUGACCUAUGACCCAGCCACAGCUCUUCAGAAUGGGUUUUACCCAGCUCCUUAUAACAUCACUCCCAACAGGAUGCUCGCUCAGUCUGCACUCUCCCCAUAUCUUCCAUCUCCUGUGUCUUCAUAUCAGAGAGUAACUCAGACAUCUCCUCUACAAGUACCUAACCCGUCUUGGAUGCACCACCAGUCAUACCUCAUGCAGCCUUCAGGUUCAGUUCUGACACCAGGCAUGGAUCACCCCAUUUCUCUCCAGCCUGCCUCCAUGAUGGGACCUCUUACCCAGCAAUUGGGCCACCUGUCCCUCAGCACCACGGGCACGUACAUGCCAACAGCUGCAGCCAUGCAAGGAGCUUACGUCUCCCAGUACCCCCCUGUGCCUUCUUCCAGUGUUUCAGUUGAGGAGAGCAGCGGCCAGCAAAAUCAAGUGACGGUGGACGCUCCCUCAGACCAUGGGCUCUAUUCUUUCCAGUUCAACAAGUAACAGUGGGUUUCCUUCCCCAUCUUUGUUGAAUACCAAUGAAUUGGAGACGCUGAUGCUCCCAGACUCCAGAGGGCUAAUGAGGAAUACACACCACGUGUGGGCCCUGCUAAGCACUAACACUUGGCCAUCGUUUUUCACAGGCCUGGGCCUGAAAAAGAAAUCUCUGCACUCCUGCCCUCUUCUACUCCUCCAUUCCUGAUGGAGCCUGGGGGAACUGUCACUUUUUGUGUAUGCUACAUUCAAGGUGAUCAAAAAAACUUUUCUUUCUUUUGCAAAGAAAGUUUUAUGUUUUGUUUUUAACUGCAAUAUAUUCUUUCCCUACCCCAAAGACACAUGGUGCCUGGAGCGUCUUCUCAUCUUUAUGAAAAACACUUUUUGAUGUGUUGGACUUAUUUGGGGAGGCUUUUAAAAUUUUUAUUAUUUCUUCUCUUAAAAAAAGAAAAAGAAAGAUGUGCUAGAACAUUGAAGGAGUCCUACUGUGGGCCCUUCUUACUGAAUUUAAUUACAGACAUUUUGGUAUGUGUGUGAGAAAAUGUGCAGACUUUAAAAUUUUUGUUUUAUAAAGCUCUUAGCUCACACAUCCUGUCUCUUCUUCACACAUUUUAUGACUUCUUCCUCUCAUCUAGAUUGUUCUUUUACUCUUUUCCAUUCAGCAGAGCUUGCCUAUUUAGAUCUUUUUUUUACAGUUUUUAAUUCUGUGAAUUUUUCUUUUGAAUGAAAUUUCAUAUGGAAUUUUUGGGGGCUUGGCAAGGAACAAGGUAAUACGCUAAGCAGGCAGAGGAGCUGGCUUUUCCUCUCGCUGUCUUGCUACAUCUUGGGAGAAGAACCUAGACUUUGCCUUCAGGAAGCAGAGAUGUGACCGAGGCUCAUGAAGGAGACCAGCCCACAGCCCUUGGAAGUCAUUCUUGAGCCAAAUUGAGAUGAAGACUAGGUCUUCCCUGGCGAGUUCCAGAAGGGUGGACUCACUGACUUCUGAGUAAUUCUUCUCACUGCCAAGGCCAACCUCUGAGGAAGUGUUUUCUCCAGCUACAGCUUUUCAGGAACACCUGCUUUCCUGCUUCCUGGAGGAUCUUCUUUACUGUUCUGGUCUCAGGACGCUUUUGCUCCCCAUUGUACCCUCACUGUGCUCAGAGCCUUUGCAGUUGUGGCCUUGCUGAGUCCCCACUGUGCAAGAUCAGUGGCUUCACCUCUAGGCCAGUGGUUCUCAAGGAGGUGGCUUUGUCCUCAGGAGGCCAUUUGGCAAUCUCUGGAGACAUUUUUGAUUGUCAUGCCUGAGGAUGGAGGCUGUUGCUACUGGCAUCUAGUGGCUAGAGACCAGGGAAGCUGCUAAACAUCCUCCGGUGCACAGGAAGCCCCAGCACUCCCAACAAAGAACCAUCUGGCUCGCAAUGCCAGUAGUGCCAAGGCUGAGGAAGCUUGUCGGAGACAGUCGUGUCCCUGCCUCCUGGACCAGAGGAUUUGGUAAAUCCAACCCUGGACACACGCUGCCUUUGACACUCAUGGGACUAGUUGAAAGUGACAGAACUGGGGUCCUUUAAGUUUCCCAGGCUUUGACCUUUGACACCUCCACGUACCCUGAAAAGGCUUGUGCUGUUGUGUACAUGCCACAUGCACACAGAUCAAAGUGGGGCCCGUUCCGUGUGUGCUGUGCAGGGUGGGGAAGGACAGAGCUUUCUGGAACUGUCCAAAGCAAUCUGUCCGUCUUGGUGUGUUUGGGCCCCUGUUACAGGAAACCAGACAUCAUGAAUCAUUUUUCUUCUCGUGGAAAGACAGGGAGCUAGGCUAAGAAAGGGCAAUAAAUCCCAUCUCAUUAUUUACAAGGUCAGGAGUCCUUUAAAAAAGUCUAUUAGUUGCUCUUUGACUCCAUCUCCUUCUGCAAGACCUCACUCUGUGCACAUGGAGACAGAGAAGAGAAAGCCUUUCCCACCUUCUAGGAGGUGGUAAGAACCUGCACGUGUCUUCUCCCAGCCACUCCCUUACGAUGAAAGGAGAACUCUGCUUCCUUUCACUUCAAGGUCAGGUGUCUUUCCACCAGACAAUCAGGCUGUAGGCCAAAUGACAGAGAAUGGAGAAACAGGUGUUCAUUGGGCUGGUUGUCAGGAGAAGAAGAAGAUACUGGGAAAAGAAGCUGUAGUAUCAGUUAUACAUAGAGCCUGGGUGCAGCUUACCCUCCCUUCCCUCCCCGCCCAGAAGUGAGUCCCAAAGCUUUCUACCCUUAGACUGUCCUUUUGUGCAUCCUGGGGGUGAGUAAGUGGGGGCAAUGGGUAGGAUAUAAAAUAUAAAGGACAAAAUUGCCACUUUUACUUUUCUCAUCGGUGCUCCCAACCUCAGGAAGGGGUCAACUAAUAUAAAACAGCCCCAAUAAGCUUCUAGAAGGGUUUGGCUGGGCAGGUAGCAAACGAGCCUCCAUCCCUUAGUCAAGGAAAGUAUACUGCAGAUUUCUUGCCAGUGGCCUUGAAGAAAAAGAGAAAACAAAUCUAGAAUCCUGUUCAUUUGAGUCGCUUGGGGGCGCCUUACUGUGUGAGGGUUAGUGCAGUGGGGACCUUUCACACAUGGAAACUGUUGUUGAUGUCAUUUCUGCCCUUCCCUUGCCUCCUAGAACUCCCGAUUUCCUCCUCUGUAUUUAAAAAAAAUGCUUACAUGUUUGUGUCUUUGUUUUAAAUCCUGAAAUUA
Rhinolophus ferrumequinum (greater horseshoe bat) is the source of this 4084-nucleotide messenger RNA. It is a transcript of the gene RBMS2, whose product is annotated as RNA binding motif single stranded interacting protein 2. The record is from RefSeq and is a predicted model, not a curated record. Gene Ontology annotation, molecular function: poly(U) RNA binding; mRNA 3'-UTR binding; poly(A) binding. Lineage: Eukaryota; Metazoa; Chordata; Mammalia; Chiroptera; Rhinolophidae. The coding region runs from base 278 to 1411 and encodes 377 amino acids. Gene Ontology annotation, cellular component: nucleus; ribonucleoprotein complex; cytosol. The transcript has 15 exons.